GUCAACACUAGAGGACAAAUCCAUAUUUUCUUUGAUGAUCGUUCGAUGAGAGAUUUGAAAAAGCAGAAUCAAAGUCGAAUCGAAUUCGAAUAUAGCCUUUUGUGUUUGUUUGUCCCUGCACCCCAGCAUAAAAUAGAAAAAUGCCCGCUCCACUACAUCUAUGCGACACGAGAGCAAGGUGACUUUUUCGGUUGAUUAGUUGAGGCAAGAUGAAUGUAGUGAAAGUCACUUUUUGUUGGCAACCACCUUCUUUUUACAAGUCUUCAAAUACGAAAAGAAGUAAGCCGAUUAUACUGUCACUGAGGCUAGCACCGCAGCUCGUGUUACAACAUUUACAUCGACUCCUAUCGCUACCUAUAAUUGAUUGUUCCUCUCGAUUUUCCUUUCGUGCUCGUUCUCGUUUGUGUAAAAGGUCGUGACGGUGAUGGCCGCGAGCAUCGUGCUUGAUGAAGUGGUCGAAUGAGAACAUGAAAAUAACAUAACUCGAUGGAGGAGAACGUGAAGAGACAUGAUCAUGCCUGCUACGAAAAAUCCAUACUGCGCCUUCGGCGAACAUGAUAGGACUAGGAGUAGCACCUUUUGUUCUAGUAGCAGUACCGACGAGGACACGCGAGAUGUUGAAGUAUUUAAACUGAGCGACUUCUACGGAACAGAAACUGCAGCAGCGUUGUCUAUGAACUCAUCUCCUCUGCAACGAGAACGACCCGGUGACGAAACCACUAUUACUAGCGACGGGCCAACCGCAACCCUAUCCCUAGCACCUGGAGCAAGAACUAUUGCGAGCGCUCCUCCAGCACCAGCCUUCGCCUCGACCUCUCCUGGCACAACUUCUCGUACAAACGCAAGUUGCAAACCAGCUCCCACCCUCACACUGUCUACGGCACCAGAUGACAAUAACUCCGGAAUAUCGACGAUCAGAUUGAUCAGCAGUACAACUAGUUGUGAAGAUCAUAUUAUCGAUCCUAGAACAAGCUCAAGCAGACGCGCUGAAGAAAGUAGAUCACAUCCGACUCUUUGUGCCGUUAGAAGCGACGGGUCAAACGCGCAAAGACGGGAGCCGCCGCGGCAAGAUCAACAUGAUGAUACGUCGACAUCGACGAAAACAACUAGUACAACAGCUCGUUUCAUCGAGCUAACUACGUCUACAAUCGCCACCACACAACUACAAGAGCAGCGUACUUCCACGACUUCAGAAGAACGAGGCUCCACUGAGUUUGCAGAACAACAUCACAAUAGGAUGAACUCAGCACAAGAACAAUCAACAACUCCGAUCGUGAGCGCACCAGCCGCUGGCAUUGCUCAACCGAAACCAACCUUUGACAGUGUUGAAGGUGAUGUCGGUUUAGCACAGAAGAUCACUGAAGAUUCUCGCACUCGAGUGUCGCCUGAAGGAGGCGCUGGCACUAAAAAGAGCGUCACACCACAACUCUCUGAGUUACGGCAGCUGCCACGUUCAACGGAUCGCCGUCCAUCGCAGUCGCCAUACUCUCAAGUAUCUGAAAGUUCGCUUAUUUACAGCAGCUUCAACCCUCCUGCAGGCGGAACGAAAGAGGGAACAUCACUGGGAUCGCUCUCCUGUUCAAGGGGUGGGAAUAGUCAGAAUAUGAAAAGGAGGCACAAUAAUUAAAAGCAAACUUGAAGAGUAUGAGUAACAACUCUCACCGUAGCCAGGUGGGUUAGUAUGAAUACUAAUGUUUUUACUGUAGCACGCAUGUAGAACAUGAAUAACAAGAGAAAGAAAGUGAGUGAAUACUUGAUGACUAUGAUUAUGAUUAUUCUUUAUUCUCAUCCAUGUUAAGUGAGUGUGCCUGAAGAUCCAGAACAACUAAGACUCUCUCUCUACCUCUUUAUCGUCAUACUCUAAUAUGAAAGGCAUGCAAGCGGCAUCAGCAUCUUCAAAUUCGCCAGAAGCGUCUGCCUCUGGGAAGCGCUUAUGCCCAGGCAGUAGCAAAUCCAACAAUACUGCUCACGCUGUUGCCGUAUUGCAAUCGAAACAAGAAGAAACAAACGAAGAAGGAGAUGCGAACAUCAACAGUUGUAAGAAUCUUUUACACGGAGUCAGUGAAGCGAGCCAGUCAAACGUCGGCGAAGAAGCACCAGCGCACGACCCUGGGAGCCACUCUGAUGUGUUGGUCAUGAUACAAGUGAAGUCUGAAGAUGGAGACGGCUCUGUUCCUGUUUUCGACACCGCGCCGGAUCAUACCGCAAACCAAGUCAAUGAAGUCAAUGGCAAUGAGGGACAAAUCAAUGAAGCAGGACCACAACCACAUCCACAUCCAGUAAACGAUAAAAACGGCCAAGUAGAGAGGCACAGGGCUGAUGUGUAUCCCUCGCUUUCCGUUCCUACGACGCCGAAUGACGGUUACGUUGCUGGAACCACGCCACCACUGAAAGAACGACCUGACGAAAUAAAAGAGGCAGGCUCGGUGGCACCGAACAUCAAGGUAGUAGUAAGUACAUGUUUUUGUCACUGUGCUUAAUUACUUGCAAAUAUAUCUUCAGGGGUAGUCAAGGUUAACGUUGACAUAUAAAGGAUGUAUGUACAACGCUAUGAGCAUUGCCUACGCUAACAACCUCUUGGACACUCGCACCACCACCAUUUUCUUCUUUGUAGGAGCAAGAAUGUGCUGAGGAUAUCGGUAUCGCGAUUUCGCCAUUAAUGCCUGUCACUCUGGAAAUUCUUCCCGAGGUAGAUGAGCUCGGAUGCUCUGCCUGCACUGCCGCAACUGACGCUUGCUCGGCUUCGGUACUGGUGAUAAGAACUUUGUGGACUUAGAUCCUCCACCAACGACUAGGCAGUGAAAAGAACUUCUAGCAACAACUGACGACCACUUAGUAGUUCUUAGACUUUCGAAAACUGACGCUGACUAUGAUGUAUCUUAGAUAAUUUAUUCUACUCACUCCAUCUUCACGUUCACAACCUCGACAGGGUGAGCAAUCGUCUUCGGUUUCCAUUGAUUUCAGCCUCGAGCAAGGGCAGCAGCGGGAAGCUGUCCCUGGAAAGUCUCCUGGUCCAUCAAUCGAGUCGCCGAUUAUUCCCGCAUGUGGAAGUGUCCUGGAAGAGAAAGAGACGGCCCCCUCAUCUGUCAGAAAUCUCACCAUCUCUUCCGAAGAGGGCAAGGGGACGGGCGGGGGAGGUAAAGAUAACGCUUUUGAGAUUGAUUGUGGAGAUUGAUGAGUGUUUUAAACUUCGACUACAUCCUAUUAUUUACAGCGUCCUUGCCCUCCAUGUUAAUGCUUUGUUCAACAAGAACAUUGACCGGAUUGACGCUUCUCUUUUCACUUUGCCCUUUUUUCACAUGGCAGGUACCUCUAGACCAAGUUUUCCCAAGACCAAUGAGGCCAGGAGCCCUGUGUCCGGCACACCUGCGUUCCCUCGAGUGGUACUAACGUACCAACAAGAGCCAGCAUUUUCAGCGGCAGACGUGGCAGAGUCCGUCGCAGGCUCCAGCGUGCCACACGCGGAAAGUGUUUUCGGAGUACUCAUUUUCAAGAUUUUUGUUACGUUUUUAUGUGCUCUCUUCCUGCUCUUAGUCUCUUCCUUACAACAGCGGCUGUCGUGUAGUAUCCCAAGAACGUUUCGUUUAUCUCCUACAUUUAAUGAAAGAACUCUAACUUCUACUUUUCUCCAUUUAUGUAAAGGCUACUCCAGCCAAUUAUGAGCCUUCUAAGUCGCUUAACUUUAUUAAGCAACUAAACACAAAAAAUCAUCUGACAAUAAUUGAGUAACAUCCUCCCAUAGCAGGACUGUUAGAAGUUUUCCCCCUUUCUCUGAGGUGUCUGUGCUGCAAAUCUAGAUUGGCUUCUUCCUUUGCAUAAGGUUGAGGCUUAGGUCCAGCGGCGCUCAAAGCACUAAAUAAAACAACCGGCUAGUUUUUACCUCUAGCGUGUAGCCCUUCCAGUAAUCCAUUUAUGUAAAGGCUACUGAGACAGUACUUAGUAUCUUUCACAAGUCACAAUCUUCGUGAAUCUAUCAGACGCCAUUGACCGUGCCGGUGGAUCCUAGCAGAGCACAGGUGGGCAUGUCCUCGAACCUCGUGGAGAUGACAACAAUGCUAGUAGGCACACCGAUGAGUGCGAUGUCCGCGUGCGAGAGUCCCGCAAUGGUCUCUGUCUUGUCCCCGAUGUCGACGCCGGCUCUUGGAGGGUUCGUCUCUGCCGCUCAGACACCAAUCGGCCACCGAGGUGGACGUCCUGAGGAUUAUUAUUACAACUAUCAUGGUAGUGACAGCCAGCACUUGCACUUUCCAGGAGGACCAGGAUGUGGAGGAUCAUCUUCAUCUGGAGGAUAUGGACAUUAUCAUGGGCACCAUGGGCAUGGGGGACCACAUGGUCAUGGUCAUGGAGGUCCAGGACACAUGCAUCGUCCCGCACCAGGUGGAGGUGGACAUGCGCACUACAGCAAUCACGUCGCAGCAGGUGGUGGUGGAGCAGGACCUACUUCCUCAUCUACUUCAACAUCGGCCGCUUAUCAGCAGGGCAUACAAGCCGGAUGGAAGGCGUCCGGAAGUAGAAAGGGAGGCAAAACCGCGGGCCAGCGAUUAUUCGGAACCUCCGCAUCAGAAAGCAUGUGGUCGAUGAUGCUAGGAAUGGUCAGCGAACACGAGCCAAGCGUCUUUGGUGGGACACAUGGAGGCAGUGGACCGAUGGUUGACCUUCUGCAUUUACGACCUAGUUGUAAUCCCAAACUACGUCUGGUGCUAGGACUACGUCUUCGUCUAUCACGUUGGUUGAUGUAACACAAAGUUUUCUACUUCUAUUAAGGGUAAUUUUAUUUGUGAACAAUCACGACAACUCUAACAAGCUGCAUUCAAUACUCGUUGUAACAAAGAAAAUGAACAAAAAUGUCUGCUCUAAUAACCGGCGGCGAUGCCAGUGUGGAGUCGAUGUUUCAUCAAUCCGGUGGCCCUUUCGGCUACGGAGGCACUAAGGGCUUUUCCGGUGGAGGGGGACCGUUGGGAUCCGACGGACCGCAUAAGGGCAAAGCAGGUUCGACUAGUUCCAGCACGAUGAGCCUGCUACAACACCAACAACAGCACUAUGGAGGCGCAUCAGGAUACCACACCCACGCAUCGCACGGCGCAAGUGCCCCUGCACAUUCCUACGGUCCUGGAGCUGCUGGAGGAAUGCCGCAACAUCCUGGAGGAGGAAAGUCUUCGAGUGCUGGAGGUAAGAACGCUCUGGCAGCUCUUCAUGGUGCAAACGCAAAGGCUUCGAAAAGUUCUCCUCCCGUUAUCGUAGCUGGACAUAAAGGGAAAAGUGGCAAUCAGGGUAGUGCACCUGCAGUACUUUCUCCUGAAGCGGUGGCCGCCGCGCAACAUGGAGGUAUACUCUUAGAAUAUGAAGCAGUGGCCGUCGCGCAGCAUGGAGUUGUAGAUGCUCGUAGAUUAUGAUUUAAGUACGAAAAUUCUAUUUAGAAGGUACAUCAUGACUGAGUGACCUCACAUCCACUUGACCACGUGGUAAACGAGGGCGCAUGCCAUGACAUGAGUCAGAGAAGAUGAUGGAACUGCCAAGACAGAUGGCGAAGAACGAGCGAGAGCUACUUGUCGCACCAGCAACAUUUUUUCCUUCAUACUCAUACAAUGCAAUUCUUUCACCCUCAACUACAUUUUCAGCUGCAACAUCCGGAGCCACAGCGUCGGCUGCAGCACCUGCACACCCAUCUAGUACUGGCGCCCUUUCGCAACAAGCGGUCGGAGUAGGUGCAAAUGCCUUUUUCGAUACGGCGCGCGCGCAGGUGGAACCCAAAUUCGGAGACAGAUUUUAUGCAGUCUUAGAGGAUCGCAUGCGCGCUUAUGAGGUGCGCUAUGGUGUUCGCUGGGACCUCACUAGUAUUCAGGACAAGCAACUACAGGAAAAGACCUUUCUCCACUUACUCUCCUUCGUCGUAAAUUGCUGGUCGAGGGAUGAGAAACAGUGCUACAACGCUGAGGUACUGAAAUUUGAAGAUGUUGUUUAUAAUCUUGUAAGUAAGUAUGCUUUAUUUGUUUAUGAUUUUGUUGGAGCUUGAAUGACCCUUCUUUUGCAUUGAUUAGAAGAUUGUCAGCAGAUCGUUGACUGAGGUUCUUCCUUGUAGUUGUUCCCAAAAUACACUCUCGUAUCUAUACCAUAGAUACACUCACUCUCACAACGCAAAGGCUCUUACUUGCCUCACCUGCGUCCUCAACAACGUAAGUAAUUUAUUACAACAGAUCCUGUGGAAGAUGGUGCUGAACGUGAAUGCUAUGCGGGCUUUCUACCACGUGAAGCCUUUCACGAAGUUUUUUUCCAUGAUCGUAGCCGCUUACGAGAAAUUCGUUUGUAGGAGCGAGUUUGGAAUGCGAAGGGAGGAUUUCCACAUCAUAGACGCAAUGUUCCGCCAGAUCUGUCCAGAAGGAUGCGGGCUACUCAAUGCACAUCUCGAUUCUGCUUACGUACUUUAUUUUAGUUUUAAUACGACUAGACUUGUUCAUGGAAGAGAUAGAGGAUGAAAAUCCAUUUCUUUUCACAUGAUGAUGAAGAUGAUAUUUUCUCACACAACCAAAUCCGACCUACAGUGACUUUGACUCGUUAUUUGUUGUAUUACGACCAUCUUCUCGCAUCACUCAGGUUCGAUUGUUGAUGAUAUUCGGAGAUUCGUUAUCACCGGAGCGUGAGAGCGGGUAUGACACAGCCUUCCAUCUGAUUAUCAAGCGACGAAAGGAGUACAAGCCUCACUCGUACAAUGCCCAGUACAUGUUUUUGUUGUACCAGGCAGCCUUAGACUACGUCAAGGAGCGGGAGUAUUUGGAGGAGUUUUCGGAGCACAUCAACAAAUGGGCAGAUUCUGAUGGAAUGAACAAGCAUUUAAACCGGGAAAAAACCACAAAAUACCACAUUUUCGGAACAGGCGGACAAGGCGGCUCGGCAGCGGGACAGAGUAACUCUAGUUCGAGUGCUUCAAGCAAUACUUCUGGAGGUGGAGGUGCUAGUUCUGGAGAAAAAAUGAUCGGUGGAGAAAACUCAUCUACUUCGGGAGGAGGCCGAGGAAACAAGACUAACAGUGCAGCCACUACUAGUGGAGGAACGAAAACGAGUCCGCCAGGUCCAGAAGCAAAAAAGGCUGCUAUGGGUGGAGCAGAUCAACAUGCAAGGGCCAAAGACUAUUCUACUUUUGAGAACCUUCAGAAGUUUAUUCCCGCAGACCGAACAAGAGCGAGUACUUCGGUUGCUUCAACAAGCGCACCUACCAGAAGCAAUUCGGCUGAAAUUGCGACAACACAUUAUACAACUAGUACUUCCAUCACAUCCGCUCCUAUUAGUUCAUCUUGUAUCAACACGUCGUCAUUAAACGGAGGUGGACUAAGCAAUGGCAAAGGUGGUGCAUCUUCUGGCCCCUCUGCAGCUGCUUCUUCCCAGCAGCAGCAUCCCAGUGGUCUCGACCAGAACAUGCUAGAGCCAACGCUGAGUACAAGCAGUGUUGUGACAAGUGCGAGCAGUAGCAAACGAGACGGGCUGGGUGGCUCCUGUGGAUCCUUUCCGGGCGACCCACAACUGCACACGACUGAUGGGACAGACUGGCAAGCAGGGGUCCAAGCAACUAGGAGUUCCAGCACUGGAAGCGGCCGUACUCUUUCUGGAGCAGGCGGAGACAGGAAGAAUCAUGACCACGCUGGUCAACAUUACAAUCCACCAUCUUCUACUGCAACUGGAGGUCGGCACCCUCACCACCAACAGCCGCAACUACAUCAUGGUCAACUACAUGAAGGAUCAGUUCAACAUAAAAACCGGAGCGGAGGUGGUCCUGGUUGUGGUUCUCACCAGGAGAGGGAGUCUACUGGUUCGGGGUCUAACGUUUUGUUUUCACCGCCUGUAGCUGUGAGUAAGCCAUUCGCUCUCGGUGGAAAACGAGGUUCGUCGCCACUCUACAACACCGACACAACUGGCACGACACCACCGCCAGGACUACAACUAAACUCAGGAGGUCGUCGGGGAAACACCACAACUUCAACGGGUCAACUAGAAAAUGCAAACAGCAAAAAUUUUGAUUACGAAAGCGAUAUCUUUGCAUCGCCUGCUGGCGGCGAAACGGAACCGGGAAGCGAUCAUAUAGGCAUAGGUGGAGGAGGUGGUGGUGUUGGUCAUGGUCUUCAGCACGAUUACGAAGUAUUCCUGAAUCAUGCAGGAGCCCAUCAUGGACUACCAGGAGCAGGACCGAGCGGCUCGCACCUCCCUUAUCAUGACGACGGUGGCGAAGCAGCUUAUCGAAUGAUGCAGCAGUUGCAUCAGCACAUGAUGGCCUCAUGGGGAAGUGGAACUAACCAGGGGAGUGCUAGUGCGUCUUCGAAUACUACCCUAACAUCAGCCAAUACUAGCCACGGAGCUUACGGAGGUACAACAGGAGGACUGAAGGGAAAAUCUGGCGCAGCUGCUCCGUCAUCCACUUUCGGGGUCGCCGGGAAAGGAGGGGCACUCAAUUGCAAAGGCGCACAAAGCGGAUAUCCUGCGUCGCAUUCACAACAUCUUCACACAUCAGGAACAGCAUCAGCCGCAGCUGCAUACAACAAAACUGGAGGAAAAUACAACGGGGGUUCGAAUGCUGCAGCACUCAGCGGGAAAUGCCAUAAGGGAUCAUAUAUUUCUGCGGAAACAGCCUAUCAGAUGGCUGGACGAUAUAGUGGUAGCGACGCAGCCUUCGUCGAGAGCCUCUUCGGGAGCUAUACCAAUGGAGUUAAGGGCCGUCCUCCCAAGUCUACUAUUCACUGAUUGAUGUAGAGGAAGUAGAACAUGAACAACUCGAUCGUAAGUUAACGAAAUGAUUAGGGUCCGCGCGCCUCGUUGAGGAUGGCAUAUCACGCUGUCAAAUCUCAUUUUUGGUGAUUAGCGAGAAUUAUCAAUACUCGAAGAUCCUCUACCUUUACCUCGUACCGCUAUUUCACCGCUAAGAAUCGCAGCAAAGGCGGUGCUGGUGGUGCAGCAAAUUACCCCGGGUUCUACAAUCCCACAACCGGCUCUCCACUUCUCAACCUGAACAAAGGCCCAGAAUAUCUCUACGGUUUUCUUAAAGGGCGACAGAAAGGCUCUGCCUUUUGGGAGGGCUUCGGACUAGGAGCUUCGAUGGCUGUGUGA
This is a messenger RNA of Amoebophrya sp. A25, 9090 nucleotides long. NCBI's taxonomy places the organism in Eukaryota, Dinophyceae, Syndiniales, Amoebophryaceae. The record is from the annotation of a GenBank genome assembly.